UUUGUGAAAGAGCUCCAGGAGACAAGCAGUGAAUCAUCCUGUGCACUCAGGACAGAUUGGUACACGCUGAGGAUGUGCUGAGCCGGAACUAGGAGAAAAUGGAGCAAAUCCAGUGUGUGUGGUGCACCUACCAACAAGGAGGGUUUCUUUUUUUUUGUUUUUUUUUGUUUUCAGAACUGUUAUUUUGGAGCACACCACAAAGCAGAUCCAGGUCUGUCUGGUUUGAAGCAAUCAGAAGGAGUAUGAUUGAUAGAACUGUGUAUAUGGUUAAAAAUAAACGCUGUAAUCUUUGGUCCUGAAUAACACAUCAGCUGUAAAUUUGGAUUGCUUUUUGUUUGUUUGUUUGCUUUCAGUGUGGAUCAAAUCACAUGAGUGCCUGAAGUGAUCCCUCACAGAAGUAAUUCCUCAGAAAAGAGAAUAAAAUGAGCCCUGCGUAUGGUUACUCCAUUCCAACCCCGCCUUCUCAGACCGUGAGAGGAGGAGAGGAAGGGAACUGUUGCAAGCCUGUUACCAUGGGCACGCGGCUGCAGGCUGCUCGUGUGGCUGGGAUCCUGCCGCAUCUGCACUGCACGGUGAGUCCUUCCUUGCGUUUGCUGCAUGAGGAUUGUUCUCGUUAGAUUCUUCUGAAUGCCGAACUGACCUGAGUUUGGAGGAUGAAGUCUAACCCAAAGCAUAUGGUUCCCCCAGUGAGCAGGGACAGAAUAAUCUCCCAGUUUCCUAAGUGGUACACUCCUGAGGCCUGUCUGCAGUUCAAAGACCACUUCCAUGCACAGCUCAGGACUGCCUGUCAGCAGAGCACCGGAACAGCUGGGCUGAAAAUAUCCAAAGUGGUUGUGGUAGGAGACGUCUAUGUUGGGAAAACGAGCCUCAUCCACAGGUUCUGUAAAGAUCAUUUUGAACGAGAUUACAAGGCGACCAUCGGGGUGGAUUUUGAAAUUGAACGUUUUGAAAUAGUUGGAAUACCAUAUAAUCUCCAGAUAUGGGACACAGCAGGUCAGGAAAAGUUCAAGUGCAUUGCAUCUGCUUAUUACCGAGGAGCAGAGGUUAUAAUAACUGUGUUUGAUCUAGCUAAUAUCCAGACUUUGGAUCACACCAAACAGUGGCUGGAAGAUGCUUUGAGGGAAAAUGAGCCAAAUUCCAUCUUCAUCUUUCUGGUUGGAACAAAAAAAGAUUUGGUGUCGGAUGCUGUUUGUGAAAGGACAGAGCUAGAUGCUAUCCGCUUUGCCAAUGACAUGCAGGCAGAAUACUGGUCAGUUUCAGCCAAAACAGGGGAAAAUGUCAAAGAGUUCUUUUCCCGUGUUGCUGCCUUGGCCUUUGAACAGUCCAUGAUGAGGGAGCUGCAGAAAACCACGGGGCACAUGGCUCAAAUUGGGACAGGAAACCUCAUCAGACUGGAACAGAACCUGGUGGAAAUCUCAGGAGGCAAUGCUCAAGAAAGCUCGAGUUGCUGCUGAUUUUCAACUCUUUCUGCAAAUGCCUAACCUCUCUGUAGUCCAGCAGACAACACCUGCAACAACAAAAGCUCUAAAAUCAGAAGUAAAAAAUUGUAUUUUUAGAAAUGAGGGGAAAAAAUAUUAUUCAAACUAUCUUUCUGAGGGCUCUCUUGCUGUUGAAGGCUUACUUGUGCUGGAUGGUAUUGUAUAAACUUUUUUCUGUGUAGUAGAAAUACGACCUCCUUGUCUCAGUGCAAGAAGACAUUGCCAGCACUGUGUGCUCAUCUGUCUGCCGGAAAAACUUGUAGUCAAAAGUUAUGUCACUUUAUAAUGUUGGGUUUUGAUAAUUCUCUAGAAAUCUUGAUUACUGAAGUUGCAUUCUCAUGGGAGCAGAAUUCCAUUGGCAGUUCAGAGAAAAGGGUACUGAGAGCAGCCUGUCAGAAUCUAAAGGGAGGAGUAUGGGAAAGAAGGGUACAGAUUCUUUAACAGGUCCGGGGCCACGGGGAAAUGGUUUCAAAUUAAAAGAAGGGAGAUUUAGAUUGGAUAUAAGGAAAAAGUUUUCUGCAGUGAGGGCAGUGAGGUACUGUCACAGGUUGCCCAGUGAAGUGGUGGUGCCCUGUCCCUGCAGACAUUCAAGGCUCUGAGCAACACGAUCUGGCUUAUGAUGUCGCUGUUCAUUUCAGGGACAUUGAAAGGGAACUUUAAAUGUCACCUAGUCCAAUUCAAACAGUUCUAUAAUUCUAAGCUAAAAAUAUUCUAGAUUCUCAACCAUUUAUUUCAUCAAAAAUUGUUUUCUAUGAAAAAGUGAGUCGAAAGAUAGCUUACAGCCUUUUAAUUUUUCUGUGGCUUAUGAUGUAAACUAGAGCAAUUACAAAUAAUGUAAUAGAGAUCUAGGAUCUUAUUUUUUUUUUUUUCUUUUGCAAUUGAUUCUGUCGGUGAGGACAACAAUGUAGCAUUUGGUAGAGAAGAUGAAUAUGUGGGUAUGGAAGGAGUCUGACUGUGGAAUAUUCUGACCUGCAUCUCUUUCACAAGAUGAUGAAUAUACACUCCACUUGUACCAUGUCUGAUACUGAGUGGGCACCAUAGCCACAAUAUUUGUGCUUACUGAGUUUGAAUGAGAGUAGAAAAAGACAUUUCACUCUACUGCUGUGUAUAAUGCAUGCAUAUAAAACAUGUUGCAUUUCUGUAAUGCUUUUCAGAAGCAAUUUUACAAACCCAUUAGAGCCACAUAGCCAUUGCUUCAUACUGUGCUGUGAGUGCAUGAGUACUGCUAACCUCAUAUUACUGGUAGAAGUUCUUAGAAAUAGUAUUAAAAUCUUUUGUUUGCAUGUGGAAAAUUUUCUAUGAACUGAUUUGAAACUCAGAAUUUUGUGUGUUGUUAUGAUCCAUUUAUUCUCAGUUUGUUUCCUUGUUAAAGAUGUUAUUGUAAGAGGAAAUAAUUCAUAUAGUAGUUAUUAUUCUAAAGGUGUGCUUCAAGGCUGUUUGCUACCCAUGAUGAACAGGCUCGAGCCUGGAUUUCUGACCAAAUUGUGCUUGCAUCUACAUUUUUUUGGACAUAAGCAGGUGUCUUGUUAUGCAGUUUGAGCACUCCUGAAGUGUGUCAGAAAAGAAAACUUGGACACAAUACCAGUUACUAUCAUUUGAAGGACAGUAACUGACUUGUAGGGUGGACAAGUUCAGUGUGGCUGCUGCAGCAGUCCCUCAACUAAGUAUUAUCUAUACCCAUGGUGCAUUCUUGUAGUUUCACGUGGCUGUUACUGAGCAGUUACUGGUUCUGUCUCUUUCCUAGGAGCACUGAUAAUGGUCCUGGAGGUCAAAAGGCAGGUUUUGCAGGAUGUCUUCCUGUCUAUGCUAGGUAGGUGCUAGAUUUCAGUGCAGACACAGGGUUGGUACCUACAGUGCAAAAUGAAUCAUAUAUAUAUAUAUAUAUAUAUAAAAUUCAUGAAAUAAAUAAAGAAAAUAAAUCACAGACUCUUGUUGCUUACUGUAAUUCUCAUACAAAAUCAGAGACAUUAUCUCUUCAGCAAUGCAGUUGUGUUGUUUUGAAAAUCAACUGGGACAGUUUUCCUAAUGAUUAAGUACAUUGCUUGAGGUCAUUAGUGGUUUAUAUCUUCUGUAGUUCCAAAAACUUUAUGCAAAACUGCAUUAGUCUGUUAGUCAGCAGCUAUCCUCUGGAGAUGGUCUGAUUCCAUUCAAGCUACGAUGGAUGCUUUGAGACUUUUUUUAAGCCCCUGUGAGGCUGCCCCUGUAAAGUAUAAAUAAUUGAUCAUCAAAAAUGAAUCUUAGAUCUUACAAUUGAUGGAUUGCUUAGGAAAGCACAAAGGAAACCUAACCUUGGAUGGGAAAAAAAAAAAAUCAGAUUGCAAAUUCUUAAAUGUUUUUAUCUUGUUUAUGUUGCAUCUAUGCUUGUUGAUCCAUUUUAUCAGCAAUUUAAUUUGCUUUGGAAAGCCUUCAGAUUGUGGAAAGCAGUGUCAGAACAAUUCUGUUAACUCUGAAUGCAGGCAAGCUAAAACAUAAUAUUUUUUUUACCAGGUGAAGCCUUCAUAGUGUUGAUGGCACCAGUUUCGGAACCAUUUCCUUGUGGAAUUUGCUGAUAAGAAAUCAGAGAAUGUGAAAUUCAUAAUGAGUCUGAAGCAGAGUUAAAGAGCAGGUGUAAUUAUCUCCACAAAGAUAGACCAGUGUUAUGCUAGUUCUUGCCUUUUAUAAAUACAGGUUAAUCAGUUAAUGAGUUUCUAUUUAAAUAAGUAUGUAUAUCUCUGAGGAAAAACAACUGGUAACAAAUCAAGAGCCAUUCAAGAAAGGCAGGUAAAUCUCAUUUUUACUGUAAAAACCUUUUGUUUUCAUCCUUAGUGAUAUUAUUUCUCCCUUUGAGUGAUGAAGUGACCCUUAGGAUGUUUUCUUUCAUACUCUUGUAGGUCAUAUGAUUCAUAUAAUUCCUGUUGCUCUCCAAGUCAGACUCACCUCACUGCCAUUCUCUGAGUCCUAAGAAAGAGGACUGCUAUCAUAGUAUAAUGUAUGCUGGACAGGACUUCAGGAGAUUAUUGGUCAUGUCAAACUACCACAAAAGUGAGUGCUACCUUACGCUACAAAGAUAGUUUCUUAAUUUCAGCCACAUAUUUAUCAGAAAUCAGGGUUUGUUUCUCCUUAAAAAGCUCCGCUUAUGUGCUUCGGUUUUUUUUUUUUUCCUUACAAAGACUCCUGAUUCUUCCGUGCUGGGAGACACAGACACAGACAGACAGAAAAACAAAUCCCCAAAACCAACCCAAACUUCGUAACUGAGAAGCUCCAGCGCUCUAAAUGCCAAGCGCAUCAGCUGUUCUUUCCCACAAGAGGGAGCUCCGUGGUCAGGUCGGUGCUCGCUCUGCUUCUGCGGGCGAGGCAGCAGAGGGUGCGUGCUGGAUACGCCCGUUGUUCAGCUCCCUCAGCACAGCACUCACUGCUACAAAUCACAGAUGUGUGUCUGCCGCUAUGGCCUUAAUGAAAUUUUGUAACCUCUUAAAAUGAAUGCAUAAAGGAACAGCAUCGAUUCAGAGCCCACUUGAGCGAUCACCAGAAUUUCUGACCUUGCACCUCAAGAAAUACAGAGGGUGCAGUUGCUUAAUAGUAUUUGCCACAAGUGAAUUGUGCGUACAGAAAGGCCUCCUGUGAUCCAUUGGAAAUCUUGAUGCAUCUGGAGAUGGCACAGAUGUGAGAAAAAUGAGCCCAAAUAGAAAACACUCCCGAAAUAAAUUUAAAAAUAACAACAAAACCAAUGGUACUGAAUUAAAAGCAGUGUCCAGAUUCACGACGCAUCCCCAUGGUGUAAUAUAUGUGCCAAUAUUACAACCAUGCUAACACAAUCUUUAAAUUUAACCUUACUGGGAAUGCAUUGCAUAUCAGAAUGUCAGUGGUCAAACAGGCAUGAAGGCAAAUAAUAGCAAUGGUGAAAAGCCAGUUGUUUUCUUCCUGUGAAACACAGAUUUCUUGGAAGGCUUGUAUAGAUAUUGACUUGGUAUACAGAUUUUAUUAUGACUUUGAUUAUAAUCUGUUUUUUGUAUAGAUCAGCUGAUGCGUUAAAAGCUGAGAAAACAAGUGCAGGAAAAGAGG
This is a messenger RNA of Meleagris gallopavo (turkey), 5519 nucleotides long. It is a transcript of the gene RAB36, whose product is annotated as RAB36, member RAS oncogene family. Gene Ontology annotation, molecular function: GTP binding; GTPase activity. The record is from RefSeq and is a predicted model, not a curated record. Lineage: Eukaryota; Metazoa; Chordata; Aves; Galliformes; Phasianidae.